This is a messenger RNA of Centropristis striata (black sea bass), 2449 nucleotides long. RefSeq names its product Yip1 domain family, member 6 (gene yipf6). Gene Ontology annotation, biological process: endoplasmic reticulum to Golgi vesicle-mediated transport. The transcript is spliced from 2 exons. Bases 214 to 903 code for a protein of 229 amino acids. Gene Ontology annotation, cellular component: membrane; trans-Golgi network. NCBI's taxonomy places the organism in Eukaryota, Metazoa, Chordata, Actinopteri, Perciformes, Serranidae. The record is from RefSeq and is a predicted model, not a curated record.
GUCAUGCGGAAGUAAACAAUCCUCAGCUGACGUGGAGCAGCAGCAGGCUGUCACUGGACAAUCCGGAUCAACUGGGCCUCGGUCUGGUGCUUUAGUGGGACUUUACUAGCUCCAGUUUCUGUCUUAGUCUAACAGUAACUAAAUGGGCUGUGUGGGCGCCGUCUAAACUCCCAGGAUAAACGUUAAGAGACUAAAAAAAGCUCCGCAAUAAAGAUGGCGGCAGCGGAGGAGGCCAGCAGACCGUUCGCCGGGCUGUCCGACGUCUCCAUCUCGGAGGACAUCCCGGUGGAGGGGGACAUUUCCGUCCCCAUGGGCAGCUCCGCCAGGACGGACGACGAGUUCUCCACGCUGGACGAGCCCGUGAAGGAGACCAUCCUGCGGGACCUGCGCGCCGUGGGGAACAAGUUCGUCCACGUCCUGUACCCGAAGCGGAGCUCGGCUCUGCUGCGGGACUGGGACCUGUGGGGCCCGCUGCUGCUCUGCGUCACCCUGGCGCUGCUGCUGCAGGGCGGCGCGGCCGACAGCGACUACCAGGGGGGGCCGCAGUUCGCUGAGGUCUUCGUCAUCAUCUGGUUCGGCUCCAUCAUCAUCACCCUCAACUCCAAGCUGCUGGGGGGCACCAUCUCCUUCUUCCAGAGCCUGUGCGUGCUGGGAUAUUGCAUCAUGCCUCUGACGGCGGCCAUGGCCGUGUGCCGGAUCAUCCUGGUCGGCGGCUCGGGGACGGUCAGCUUCGCCCUGCGUCUGGCGGUGGUCACCUUGUCCUUCGGCUGGUCCACCUUCGCCUCCACGGCCUUCCUCGCCGACAGCCAGCCGCCCGGCCGCAAGGCGCUGGUGGUGUACCCGGUGUUCCUCUUCUACUUCGUGAUCGGGUGGAUGGUCCUGACGUUCUCGCCGGCGCAGUAGAAGAGAAACAAAGUGUUUGUUUAAAGAACGGACAGGGAGGUAUUUGUGGAGUGAAAGAACUCAAACAAACACCGACGUCUGCCUUGGAACGAGACGAAUGACUACUGACACGACUGUGAGAGUUUCUGAUGAAGAAAACUGACAGGAAAAUAAUUCCUUGGAGGCAAAGCGAUGGCUCGUCCUCAGAUACAAAGAAGUCCGGUGAACGCUGUGCUGCAGAUGUAGAUCGAAAAAGCUGAUGAAUAUGUUCUCGUUUACGAGCUGUGUAUAAAUGAAGUCCAUAGGCUUGUAUAUAGAAAUGCUUUAUGAAUGUUUGAACUACCAGGGCUACGAUUACUAUUGUUUUUCUUUUCUGGUCUCUCUGGGUUCGUUAACACUUCAUACUGUCUUAAAGACACGGUUUCACCUUUCAGUUUCCCAAAUUCCAAGGGGAUGUUCUUAAAUGUCUUGUCUCGUCAGUCCAGAAUCCAAAGAUAUUCAGUUAAAUAUGAUAUAAGACAAGGAAAAGCAGGGAAUCAACACAUUUGAGAGGCUGAAAACUGCAUUUUCUGCCAUUUUUGCAUGAAAAAUCACUUUAAAUAAUCAACUUUCUGUCAGUCAACUAAUCGUUGCAGUUCUACACUGCAGUUUUUUGGAAAAUGCAUUAUAAAACAUGCAGAUUUUAUUGGUUGGUUAAAGCUGCAACAAUUAAUCGAUUACUUGAUCCACAGAAAGUUGACUAUUUCCAUAUUAAUUCGAGUCAUUUUUAAAGCAAAAAAUUGAUAUUUCCAGGUUCUCAGAUGUGAGGAUUUGCUGCUUUCCUCACUCUUACAUUAAAGUAAAUUUAAUAUUUUUGGGGUUUGGAAAUGUUUGUUGGAGACAUUUGAUUUAGGUUUGAGGAUUUUCUCACUGUUUUCCUAAUGUUUUGUUGACCAAAUGAUUAAUUGUGGAAAUGAUCGACAGAUUAAUCGACAACUAACAUAAUUGUUAGUUGCAGCCUGAGUUGGUUUGUGUUUUUCCUUUUCAUGCCCAACUGCAACAAGAAUACGAGUUUCAACAAGUUUUAGUUUACUUUAAGAGCAAAGGGUGACAAUUUUUUGUGCCGACAUUAAAUUAUCCGAUGGGGAGAAAUUACUUCUAAAAGAAAAACUUGUUUGGGUUCAGACGUAUAAAAUAAAUCUCAGUCUUUACCUUCAUGUUAAACUUUCUUUGACUCUUUUCAUGCUCCCGGCAGAGUUCAAACGGCAUUCUGGGAAACGUAGGAAAUCACUAACUGAUAUUUAAAACCAAUAUUAAACUACUAAUGGAUGCAGCGGGUUGACGGAAAGUGGGUUUCUUAAAAAAUAAAAUUGCAGCACUUCAUUAUAGAAAACAGAGCCAUGAUACAAUGAUUUUUUUCAGCUGGUUUUAUUUUAUUUUUCCACCUUGUACUAACCUGCCUGAUGACCUUUGACCCCCUAACCUGUUGUUUCUGUUCUCUCUGAUCACUGGGACUUUCUCUGUUGUUUAAUUUAUAUGUAUUCAUUUCCAUCAACAAAUGAGAAACAUUAAAAUAUAUUUCAUCAGC